CCCAGUACAGCUUUCUAUGAACAUUUUUUUGUGAUGGAUGUUUUGUUGCCUUUUAAAUGAUUAAAAAUAUAAUAUUAAUUAAUUUUUGAGUGUUCUGUUGUUUAAGAACUGAUUUGCAUUUUCAUUUGGCAUUUCCAUUUUUUGUUUCCUUCCUAAAUGCACUUGAGUGCGCUGAUAUUCCUUUAAAUUUAGCUCUUAUUAUUUUAACUGUUUGUGUUGGGGCAAAUUAAGGAUUUUAGCUUGGAAUUUCCUUUUCUUGUAAUCUUGAUCUUCCAUCUUUCAUGCACUUUUUAACUUCAUUUUACCAGAGAUUUAUUUAUUUUACUUAAUAUUGUAUUCAAAUUUGAAUAUGCCCAACGGUAAAAGUAUUACUGCUACUUCGCGGCUCCAACAAGACUAUGUCAGACUCAAGAAGGAUCCAGUCCCUUACAUUGUGGCAGAGCCCUUGCCCAGUAACAUUUGUGAAUGGCAUUAUGUGGUUCUUGGACCAGAAGGCACACCUUAUGUAGGAGGCUUAUACCAUGGAAAACUUGUGUUUCCUCGUCAGUUUCCAUUUAAGCCCCCAAGCAUUUACAUGAUUACUCCUAAUGGAAGAUUUAAGACCAAUACACGCCUCUGUUUAUCAAUUAGUGAUUAUCAUCCAGACACCUGGAAUCCGGCUUGGAGUGUAUCCACAAUUCUUACUGGCCUUUUGAGCUUCAUGGUGGAGAAUACCCCCACUUUGGGUAGCUUGGAAACAUCAGACAUUGAAAAACAGCAAUUAGCCCAUAAGAGUUUGGAGUUUAACAUCAAUGACAGUAUCUUCUGUGAACUCUUCCCAGAUUUAGCUACAAAUGUCCGAGCUGAACUGUCAAGACGAGCUGAACUCGAACAUGAGUUACGAAAUGUGGAAGCAGAUUCAGAAAGGAAUGAUAGCUCAAGUACUCUCACUGACAAUCACAAUGGAGCAGUUGGUGGGCAAUCAGCUCUGCACAGUGCCAUGAGUAACCUAUUUGUUCUCGUAGGUUUUGCUGCUUUUGCAUACAUAGUGAAGUAUGUUGUGAAAGGUCUCAAAACUGACUAAGAGUAUAUAUUUCCUAUAUCUUCCCACUCUGUGAUCAAUUUUGUGAAGAGCAAAAGUAUGGCAGUAAGUUGCUUAUAUUUUGCAUCUUUCCAAAUGUAUGACCAUUGUUCAGUCAUUGCUGUCUUAGAACGCUCUAGAAAAACUGUGGAGUCUUUAUUGUGUAGGUGUAUUAUCUACCUAACAAGAUAACUAAUUUUUCUUUGGUGGAUGCUGGCUACACUAGACUUGCAGCAAGUACCUGUUGUGUAUCCAGAAUUACAGGGCUCCAAUUUAAUUAUAGAAUUUCUUUUCAUGAGUAUUUGGUCGUUGGCAACAUAAUCAUCUUCCAUAGUAUUCUAUCUUGAAAUUGAUACUGAUUUUCAAAGAUGUGAGUGCCUCUGUUUAUAGGCUACAAACAAUAAUAUAUUAACAGAAGAAACAGAUGUUUUGAACCUUUUUGAUGUGUGUGUGUGUGUCUGCCUGUGUGUGUUUGUGUUUCUAAUGAAAAAUUCAAUUCUACUACCUAUUAUUAUUAUUUUAGCAUUAUUUAACAUUCCAUAGUCACAUCCGAAGUAAACUCUGCCUGUUUAUAGUAUUUGAUGAACCCAACUUUCAGUUCUGUCUUGUUUACUGUUCUUUAUUAAGAUCUGAAUCCUACUUAAUUCAUUCAUUGACUCUUUUUCGGGAUAUUUUUCUAGCCAGGUGUUGCUAUGUUAUUAAAAUUUUGUUGAAUUACUCUGACUCAGGUCAACAAGACAGCAUUGGACAUGUUUCAUAUUUAUCUUAAAUUUCAAUGACUUUAGAAGAAAAACUGGAAGUAAUUGGGAAAAACAGUAUAUAGUAUUAUUAUGAAUGCUAUAUGUGGAUGACCACGAGUAAAAGGGAGAGUCUGUCUGAUUCCCACUGAUUUUUGUAAUGUUUCAAAUAUUAGAAUGCCCUUUCAUUACAAGCUAAUGAUCAGCUUCUAGUUUGUUUUUUAUCCUGUAUAUAAUUUUUGAUAAAUUGAUAGUGUAUUUAAGAGCUUACUGUUCUUUAAGAUCCUUUUACACCUAAGAAAGUGUAUUGUACAGUUAAAUAUAUUUUUUGACGCCUGUGAUUUGGUAGGACAAUGUGUGAUAGGAUGUGUGGUGAAUAUUUGACUAUUAUUUUUCUUUGAGGGGUUAUUUUGAAUGUAUGAAUAUUUCUACUCUCUACGAUUAAUUUGUAUGUACAGUUCAAUGUAAGAUGUGCUUAUUGAUGGAAAGUAUCGGUUACUCAUGAGGAUCAUUAUGCUAUUUUUUAAUCUGAAAGUUGUGGCCCAGGUGAGUGUUUUUUGAGCAAGGAAGAAACUGUGCUGUAAAGAGUUUGUUUAGUGGAUUUUUAUGCAUUUCCUCUAGUCAACAUGUGGAUAGGUGUUUUAUUUCAAACAGUUUUGAAUAUGUUGCAUUUUUGUAGAGCCUGCAACUUGAUUUUGUGAGGUUCUUAUUUGUGACAAGGUUGCAGUAUAAGAUAUCCCUGGAUUUGGACAAAAACUUUUAAUUUGCUUCACUUUAUAUUAUGACCAAUUUGGAUUUAAGUACCAUGUGAAAUGUGUAAUGUAAUUACGCAGAAAGCUUGGGUGCUUCAAAGUGUGACUGUUCCUUUUCCAUAUCAAUGCCUGAUUGUAUAUUCUGAAAAAUUGAAGCAUGGAUCCACUCAAUUCAUAGAUAAAUCUUUUCAAUUUAUAUUACCUCAAAUGUUUUGUUUUCAAAAAUUGUCACUUUUCAAGAUCCUUUAAAAAGAAAAUGUAAUCAAAACUUGCUGGAAGUCAGUUGUGUGGGAAGGGGAGGAACUUAAUUAUGAACUUCAAAUUUGGCUGUUGAUUUAAUUACAUGUUUUUAGACAUGUUUGUUUAUUAAGUACCUAUAAUAAAAUUAAAAGUAGUUAACAGACUGUGAAA
Molecule: messenger RNA, 2960 nt
Organism: Frankliniella occidentalis (western flower thrips)
Lineage: Eukaryota; Metazoa; Arthropoda; Insecta; Thysanoptera; Thripidae
Product: ubiquitin-conjugating enzyme E2 J2
Exons: 6
Coding region: 350-1063 (237 amino acids)
Source: RefSeq, a predicted model, not a curated record